CUCCGGGAGCGCGCGCAGCAGUGUGAGUUCAGGAUCAUGAAGAACAUGACGUUCCGGCGUGUGAAGGACAGCAGGACCGGGACCGGCAGCGGGGACAUUUACUUCUCAUCCUCCAGGUCGGAUAGUUACAGAAGCAUGGAUUCACCUUCAGGCUCGGGGGACGUUUACAAUUAUAAAAGCCUGGUGUACUCUGGAGGAACCUUACCCAGGAACUUUAAGAAGAACGCGGGAUUACAGAAGUGGAAGCCCCUCACGCUACCACCAGAGCCGGAAAGGAAGACGGUCCUCCUGGAGAAGGAGGAAGAUGAAGCGUUUGGCUUUGAGCUUCAGACGUAUGGCCUGCACCACCAGGAUGAGAACUCUGUGGAGAUGUGUACGUUUGUCUGCAAAGUCCAUGAAGACAGUCCAGCUAAGCUCGCCGGCCUUAAAAUGGGUGACACCAUCGCUAGCGUCAACGACACCGCCGUUGAAGGAUUUCGCCACAAGGACAUCGUCCAGCUCAUCAGAUCAUCCGGGAACAGCGUUAGGUUGGAGACUGUGUACAGUAACACUAUAAGGAAAGCAGAACUCGAAGCCCGCCUACAGUAUUUAAAGCAAACCCUGCACGAGAAGUGGGAUGAGUACAGAUCUCUGAUGGUUCAGGAGCAGAGACUUGUUCACGGCAUCGUGUUGAGCGACGUGGCCGUGUAUGAGUCUCUGGAGUCGGCCGGUGUGUACGGCAGCCUGGGUGCACCGAGCCCCCUGACCUCCCGCUCUCUCCGCUGCACAGGCAGCACCAACAGCAGCGCGAGCCACCUGAGCGAGGACGACCCGCUCUACCAGACCUGCUUCUACCAGCCCGACAACAGCAAAGGAGACGGCGAUGACACCAGCGACGGUUCCAUUACCCUGGAGGACAGGCCACAGCGGAUACGUAACCGUCUGCUCCGCCCCACCAGUGAGUUCUUUGCGUCAGCCAAGACGUCGCUGAGCCGCAGCGCGAGCACACGCAGCUACCUGAAGGCCUCUUCGUCAUCGGCAUCGUCGUCGUCCUCGGCGCCUGGUGGAGAGAUGCAGCAGUGCGGCGCUUUCAGCUCACUGCAGAGGAAACCCAAACGCACAAGCAUCAGGCGACGGCUGCUCAAAUACAUCCCAGGUCUGAACAGGGCUCUCGAGGAGGAGGAGAGCAAACUGUGAUAAACUCAGGGCAAAAAAGAAAGACUUGUACACAGCCAAAGACUGCAGUCUAAACACCAGGAGCAUGCCUUCGAAUCAGAACCUGACGAGAAGAACCAAAAAUGAGUAUCAAAGGACUUAAUGGGAACAUCAUCCAUCCUCAGUUCUUAGGAAAUGCUUCAGAUGAUGGAGUGCUUACAGAGUAACUACUUGAUGAAUAGCCAUAACUUUACCCAAAACUGAGACCUGUUUAACUGUAAAUAGUUGCUCGUUCCACUUUGUUGAAUGUGAAAUAUUGAAAACUAAACUGAAGUUGCCUUUUGCUCACUUGACCAGUUCCUGAUCGUAUUUAUAGUGUCGUCGUAAACUUGACAUUUUGAAUGUCUCUCUGUCCGUCUUAUUUUCAAAAAAUGCAUCAUGAAGGUCCGGGGGCGUAUCCUUUAGUCAUUUAGACAUGCAAACCUUCAAUGACCAAACUUAAAUAACUAAAGUGAAGUAAUCGGGACCAAAAUCCCCAGUGUGCAAAACCAAAGCAACCACAAUGUGUUAAUGUCUGCUCAUUAUCAGCAUGCCCUUACUGUGCUGGUAAAAAUCAUGUUUAGGCAGGUAUCUUUUUGUCCUGUACAUAACUUCUUUUUAAAGUAAUUUAUUUAUUUAUUUUCUUUUGUGAUCAGGGACUUUUUUUUUCUGAAAAAAGACGCUUUUUGUUUUUGGUAUAUAUAGUAUUCAUUCAUGUCGGGUUUUUUUUUUAAGUCAAAAUAAAUGUGUGAUAUCACUCCUGGCUUGUGUGUCCUGACUUUACAUCAGUGCUGUUAUUUCAGAUGUCCUGAAAGAGCUAAUCCGUCAUUAUGUUUAUUGUAUAAAUAAAGAUUUCGGAGAGAAUAUU
Messenger RNA from Neoarius graeffei (lesser salmon catfish), 2041 nucleotides. RefSeq names its product trafficking regulator and scaffold protein tamalin (gene tamalin). The coding region runs from base 37 to 1176 and encodes 379 amino acids. The transcript has 8 exons. Gene Ontology annotation, molecular function: protein binding. Lineage: Eukaryota; Metazoa; Chordata; Actinopteri; Siluriformes; Ariidae. The record is from RefSeq and is a predicted model, not a curated record.